Hevea brasiliensis (rubber tree) is the source of this 1632-nucleotide messenger RNA. RefSeq names its product 2-alkenal reductase (NADP(+)-dependent). The transcript is spliced from 6 exons. NCBI's taxonomy places the organism in Eukaryota, Viridiplantae, Streptophyta, Magnoliopsida, Malpighiales, Euphorbiaceae. Bases 86 to 1312 code for a protein of 408 amino acids. Gene Ontology annotation, molecular function: 2-alkenal reductase [NAD(P)H] activity. The record is from RefSeq and is a predicted model, not a curated record.
AUCUAAAAAAAAAAAAGUGGUUAUGGUGUUUCACAAUUUGUCAAACGUACAGCGAAAAUGAUUUAAAAAUAAAGACAGACAAACAAUGUAUUUUAAAAGGCAGAGUGGAGAAAGCAUCAGCAACAGAUUUUACAAAAAAGUUUGUCGAGCAAUACUCACAGAACAAUCGACCAUGGCCGGAGAUGGCACUGAGAAGGCAACAGUAAUAGAGGGAAAGGAAUGGUACAUGGCAGCCUAUGCACCUCAAGGUGUUCCAAGCUCCGAUCACCUCAAACUCCGGACUGUAACCAUAUCACUAGCAGAUGAUUCAAUUCCAGAUGGUCACGUGGCUGUUGAGUUGCUGUGGAUCUCCGUUGAUCCUUAUCUACGUUCUAGAAUGACAGGCCACCAGGACGGACUUUACAUGCCCCAGUUCAAAAUCGACGAGAGUGCUUUGAAAUGUAUGCUAAUGCAGGUGUUGGUGGCAUUUGGGGUUGGAAGGGUAAUAAAGUCAAAGGACAGCAGAUACAGUGAAGGGGAUAUAGUGCUGAAUCCUUAUUUUCCAAUUGCUGAGUACUGUGUGAUGCCAUCAGAUUCCUUAAUAAGAAAGAUUGAUGUUACAGCAGGAAUAGCAAUCCCUGAUUACCUCAAUGCUUUAGGGGCACCUGGAUUUGCAGCAUGGGUGGGGAUAGUGGUGUUAGGAGAGGCAAAGCCAGGUUUGAAUGUGUUUGUCUCAGCAGCCGCAGGAGGCGUUGGUAUGUUUGCCGGUCAGUUGGCCAAGCUCAGGGGUUGCCGGGUUAUUGGCAGCACAGGAUCUGAUGAUAAGGUAAAGCUUUUAAAGGAAGCAUUUGGAUACGACGACGCUUUCAACUACAAAAGGGAAACAGAUUAUGAUGCUGCUUUAAGCAAGUACUUCCCUAAUGGUAUCGAUGUCUACCUUGACAAUGUUGGUGGUAAAAUGCUGGAGGCUGUCCUUAAUCACAUCAAUAUUGGUGGUCGGAUCCCUCUCUGUGGAAUGAUAUCUGAAUAUAACAAGACAUGGAAAGAAAGAGAUGGUGUGAGAAAUCUUUUGAAUCUAGUUGGUAAAAAUGUGAGGAUGGAAGGGUUUUUGGUGGGUUCAUAUUUAAAUCGUUUUCAAGAUUUUUUGAAGGAGAUGGAGGACUAUCUACUUCAAGGAAAAAUUAUCUCCAAGACAAAGACAUACAAUGGAAUUGAUAGCUUUCUAGAGAGCUUGGGAUCUCUUUUUUCAAGCACUAAUAAUGGAAAAGUUGUCAUUCAAGUCAAAGUGAAUGAUAUAUAUACGAAAUUCUUGCCUAAGCCUAGUUUAUCAUGAAUUAAAUAUAUAAAUAUAUGUGAUUCAUAUAUUUAAUAUGUGAAUCCUAUCAUAUAUCUUAUAUAUUAAGUUUAUGGUAGAUUGAGUUUAGAUAAAAAUAAAUAAACUAUAUCUAUGAUGAAUUUGUGGAGUGGACUGACUGCCCUCUAGACUUUAUAUAUUUUAUGCUAGUGUAUUAUCUGCUUCCGUUGCUGCAACUUUCUCUAUUGUACAUGUAAACUUGGUUUUUAAGUGAGAAUUGAUGGGGAUAAUGGAGAAGUUCUCCCAUGUAUAUAUUUUUAUACCAACUUAUUUGUGUUAAAUUAAGUGUCUUCCAACAA